Molecule: messenger RNA, 1071 nt
Organism: Habropoda laboriosa
Lineage: Eukaryota; Metazoa; Arthropoda; Insecta; Hymenoptera; Apidae
Product: protein Wnt-6-like
Exons: 5
Coding region: 1-1071 (356 amino acids)
Biological process (GO): cell fate commitment; multicellular organism development; canonical Wnt signaling pathway
Cellular component (GO): extracellular region
Molecular function (GO): cytokine activity; frizzled binding
Source: RefSeq, a predicted model, not a curated record
AUGGAGAUGCGCCUCGUUCUCGUGGCGAUCUGCCUCCUUCUCGUUACCCCCAUCGCCGGCUCCUUCUGGACCGUUGGAAAUCAGGUGGUGAUGGACCCGAUGCUCAUCUGCAAAAAGACCAGGAGACUGAAGGGCAAGAUGGCGGACAUCUGUCGCAAGGAACCCUCGCUGUUGAAGGAGAUCGCUAGGGGUAUACAAGUUGGGACCAGGGAGUGUCAGUAUCAAUUUCGGAAUCGCAGAUGGAACUGUACGACGAUCAGAAGGUCCCUGAGGAAGAUUCUGCUGCGAGAUACCAGGGAAACGGGAUUCGCGAACGCCAUCACCGCGGCUGGAGUCACCUACGCGGUCACCAGAGCUUGCACCAUGGGCCAUCUCGUCGAGUGUUCCUGCGACAAGAUGACGUCGAAAGGUAAUCGCCUCGGUAAGUUCCCCCGGACUGUCGAAAUGGAGAAGAGCCUGCCGACCGAGGGUGACUGGGAAUGGGGAGGUUGCGGCGAUAACGUGAAGUUUGGCUUCAAGAAGUCGCGGGACUUCAUGGACGCUCCUUAUCGCAAACGCAGCGACAUCAAGACCCUGGUGAAGCUGCACAACAAUAACGCUGGUCGUCUGGCGAUCAGGGACUUUAUGAGGACCGAGUGCAAGUGCCACGGUCUCUCGGGAUCGUGCACGGUGCGCACCUGCUGGCGGAAAAUGCCACCGUUCCGUGACGUCGGGAACAGGCUGAAAGAGUCGUUCGACGGCGCGGCCAAGGUGAUACCGAGCAACGACGGGCACAGCUUCAUCACCGAGGGGCCGACCAUCAAGCCGCCGGACAGAUUCGAUCUGAUUUACAGCGAGGACUCGCCUGACUUCUGCAAGCCGAACAGAAAAACGGGAUCGCUGGGCACGCAGGGACGUCGAUGCAACUCCACCAGUCAGGGAGUGGACGGCUGCGAGUUGCUCUGUUGCGGCAGAGGCUACGACACCAGGAUCGUCAAAGAGAAGACCAAUUGCGAGUGCAGGUUCCGUUGGUGUUGCGAGGUUACCUGCAAAACUUGUCUCGUUAAGAAAACCAUCAAUACUUGUCGCUAA